AUGGCGAACGCGAACGUUUUAGAACGAGGAAGCUCACCGACAGCGGGUGAUUUGAAUGAUCUUUUUGAUUAUGACAUCGGCUUGGAUGAGAUUAUUCCAGAUAACAAUGCUUCAAAUACCAAUAACACCAAGGCCCCUGGGAUAGGAGAUUCUGCACUUGGUUUGGGUCUUGAUGAAGUCAAAGUCGCAAAGAAACGACAACCUGUGGCCAAACUAGAUGAGGGCCGGUUACUCUCACAACCGGGCAUACCCAAACUGCGGCAUACUGCCAGACAGAAGCUGAAAUUCAAGGGGAAAGGACAUGAGUUCAAGGACGCCGCACGCUUGCUCAACUUUUAUCAGCUGUGGCUCGAUGAUCUAUUUCCACGCGCAAAAUUCGCAGACGGUCUGACAAUGAUUGAGAAACUGGGACACUCAAAACGAAUUCAGGCCAUGCGACGAGAAUGGAUAGACGAGGAGAAACCGAGAAUUUUCGAUAGCUCUGAAACUACGCGAGAAGAGCUCAAAAAUCGCGACCUCAAGAACCCUGCAGAUUCCGAUCAUAACCCAGCCGCGAUUACCCAGGCCCAGGAAGGCGCUGCCGACCAAGACCUGUUCAUUCCAGACCCAAACGAGAGUGCACGGCCUACAAUCAGCUUCCCCGAGCCCGAGGACGAUGAUUUGGAUGAUCUUCUCCGACAACAGGAUGAGUCAAUGACUGAUUUCCCCCCGGACAUGCAUGCCUCAUCUUCAAGGAUACCCGAUGACGAUAACGACGACUAUGAUGCUGAGUAUGAAGCGAUGAAGGAGCUUGGGAUGUAG
This is a messenger RNA of Penicillium hordei, 801 nucleotides long. RefSeq names its product Chromosome segregation in meiosis protein 3. Gene Ontology annotation, cellular component: replication fork protection complex; nucleus. The record is from RefSeq and is a predicted model, not a curated record. Gene Ontology annotation, biological process: DNA damage response; replication fork processing; DNA replication checkpoint signaling. The coding region runs from base 1 to 801 and encodes 266 amino acids. Gene Ontology annotation, molecular function: DNA binding. The transcript is spliced from 3 exons. Lineage: Eukaryota; Fungi; Ascomycota; Eurotiomycetes; Eurotiales; Aspergillaceae.